GCCAUUGUGUGCGGGCAGGUGAAACGGUGAGUUCGAACUGAGAAAUAGAAAGAACGUUCAAGUACUUCUGGUUCUGCAACUCUUUUUUCACUUGCACUUCCACUCUUUCCCCUGACCGGAUCUAACCACGACAACCUCUACUGCCACUGAUAUCUCGUCGACGUGAACACUUAAACCUCAAUCCAUUCGACUACCAGCGCAAGUUCAGCAGCUUCCAACGCAUUUUCCUCCGCAACAGCCCUGGCCACUGGAAACGGUCCAAGCAAAGGCAUGUCGACCACCGGCAUUGUCUUUACAUCCGCCGCCGUCAUCGUUACCCUCCUAGCUCUCGCCCUCGCAACAAUCUACUUCACAGGCUACGCCGAUGAUGCAGCAGAAUGGUUCGCCAAGCGCUACUACAAGGCCAAGGCCAUCGCCGAGGUGAAAGUCCUCGAAAACGCCGGGAGCGAUGAGCUCCAGGGUGCGCUCAAGGACUCGCUGAAGAAGAAUCCCAUCCUGGGUGAGGGUGAGCUUGACAGCAUCUCUGGCGGAUUAGGCAAGGAGGCGGCGCAGCAGGGUUUGGGCGGUGUCAGCGACAAGCUUGGUGGAUUGGGAAAGUUUUAGAAACCUACCAUCUUGUGCCUCGACGAGGGUUCACUUUGCCACCGCAACGACUUGUCUAAAACGAACUGGCAUGGAUCUACUCUAGCAGCUUCGGCGAUCGACGACACGAACAUGGAGGUCUUCGUGAGAAUGGCAUGGAGCUCUACCCUAUGAGCUCGACGACGACAUGAGCACACAAAAACUCGUGAAAACUGAGCG
Messenger RNA from Exophiala viscosa, 801 nucleotides. RefSeq lists its product as uncharacterized. Bases 271 to 603 code for a protein of 110 amino acids. The transcript is spliced from 3 exons. Lineage: Eukaryota; Fungi; Ascomycota; Eurotiomycetes; Chaetothyriales; Herpotrichiellaceae. The record is from RefSeq and is a predicted model, not a curated record.